This is a messenger RNA of Cheilinus undulatus (humphead wrasse), 2516 nucleotides long. RefSeq lists its product as uncharacterized. The record is from RefSeq and is a predicted model, not a curated record. The transcript has 8 exons. The coding region runs from base 165 to 815 and encodes 216 amino acids. Gene Ontology annotation, molecular function: lipid binding. NCBI's taxonomy places the organism in Eukaryota, Metazoa, Chordata, Actinopteri, Labriformes, Labridae.
CUCUGAGGAAAUCACCGAGUUAAAAAUACUUUAGUUGUAUUUUUAGCGUAGCUAUCGCACAGAACAACAUUUGAACCUUGGACCCCUUUAUAGUUCUGUACACUGUGGAUCAUAUGAGUCUCUUCUGUCAGGUUCAAUAGAAAAAGCUCCAGUUUUUAAGAGGAAUGGAUCUAACUAUUUCAGAGAGCCUCUUCAACACCGUAGCCGAGUCUCUUUACAACGAAGGAGCUCUGAGGCAGGCCAAACUGGUGACCAAUGCAUCUGCGAAGACAAUUUUCAAAACUCUGCAGUUUUUCAGGCAACCACUCGGGCUGACGAAAACUCUCUUCAUUGAAGUGGGACUCUCUGAAGCGCCAAAUUUCAACAUCAGACAACAGGAUGGCAUCACGGUCAACGCCAGAGCCAGAGUCCGAGUGUUCACAGUGAAGACGUCAAACAAGAUCAGAGCCUCCAAAAAACAGAAAAAUCUCCUCUCUGUGUCAGCGAUGUUUAGGGUUGCAGCGGAGGUUGCUAUUCAAGGACAGCAUCUGACUCUCCUUUCACAUCAAGUCCUCUGUACCAUUGUUACCAAAAACAAGUUCAGAGAUGCUCUGGCGAAGAAUUUGAACUAUUUUCUGACGAGUAAGGUGGAAGAAUUAAUUUGUGGCCGCUUCACAAAAGACUUACAGAUCCCUCUUCCUGAAGUAGUGAACUUCACUCAGGGACAGAUCAACUAUUAUGAUGGCUUUGUGACGGUCCGGGGAUGUUUGGAUGUCACUCCAGCUGCAGCGAAGAAGGUCAAGAAGAAAUUUGAAGAAAUAAUGAAGAAAGUAUAAAGACUCGAUCCAUUUUUGGUAGCCUUUGGACUCUCCUGCAUUUAUUCAUUGCUUUAUAAAGGGGAUGUGUGGCUUCAGAGAACUUUUACGGAUAAAGGAAAGGAAGGGAAUCCAGGACUGCUUUAUACAAAGGGAACCACCUCUGAUCAAAGAUGAUUUUUCAAGCUCCACAAGACUGCUUCUUUGACAACUCUCAGCGGAAACAUUGCUGUCUUUAAAGGAAAAAAUGGACAACUGACAGUAAGCAGCAGGAGCAAAGGCACAAAAACCUAUCUUUGAGUUUUUGUGUUCUUCCUAUUUUUCUAUCCUGUUUUUUAAAUGCUUUCUCCAAACUAUUUUCAUGACAGCCUCUCAUUAUUUAUUUUCAAUACCUUCUUAAAGCAAACUUUAGCAACAGAUCUUCUGAUUUUACUUGAAAUUCAGUCCAAACUUAAAUUUAACUUUCUCAAAUACUUUACAAGUAACUGAAGCCAUUUAGAGUUGUUUUUAAUAGAUUUUAUGUCUUAAAAUGUUUAUUAUCUGUAAAUAUUUUAUAUCUUUCCUGAUUCAUUUUUACUAGGACUGGGCGAUUAAUCAAAAAUUAGACUAUAUCACAAUAUGGCCUGCUGCAAUAUUCAAAUCGCAGAAAGUGUAAUACUUUUGUAACCUGAAAUUUGUGUCAAAAUGCCAGUUUAAAACAUUUUUUAGCAAAGAUGUUAUGCAUUACAUAUCAUGCAGUCAUUCAAGAACCAUUUUUUUAAAAUAGGCUACAAAAAAGUUGUAUCUUCUUCAUUUUUGCACUUUCUUUCUCAUCAAAUAUGGGAUGACAAAAAAUAUAUAAUUUCCUUUAACACAACAAUCCAUUUUCAUACAAGUAAAAAUAUUCAGAACGAGCUUUUUAAUGUUCAGCCCAUGUUUAAUCUAAUAUUUUGUUGGUUAUAAUAUAGAAUAAGUUAUUGUUUGUGUUUGUUGGAAAAUGCAUUCGAUGAGGAUAAUAAGAAAUAAUAGCACAUCAAAUUGCAGAACUGGAGGAAAAAAAUUGCAAUUAGAUUAUUUUCCUAAAUGUCAGCCCUAAUUUUUUACCUGAGUUUGAAACUGGCUCUGUCAUUAAUGGCCAUAUUGUAUGUGUCUGUGACAGUCUGAGCAAAAACAGCCAAUCAGAGCCCUUUAAAAAAUGCAGAAAACACACAGGAAUCAAUAUGAUCAUAGUAUUCAGUCAUAUGACUGCAGGGCAUCUGGAGGGCAAAAAAGGUUAGGACAGUUGCAGCUACAAUUUUGUUGAAUGUUUUCAGAAGUUUUUGAUGUGCAUGGCGCCCAUAGUGUUCAUCUUAGACAUCCUCUCUGCCUUCACUAAAGCAUUUGUGCCAUUUAAACACACGUGCAUGUGACAUGUAGUGGUCCCUGAACGCCUCAGUUAAAGUACUAAAAGAUUCAGCUGCUGUUUUGUUCAAUUUCACAGGAAAUUUUAAAGUUAAUGCAUUGCUCAAAUUUUUAGCUAAUCAUUUUCCGCCUUAGCAAAAACGUGAACUUCAGUCAGUAGCUAGCAGUGGGAUAAAGGCGCCACUCAUUGGAAACUAACAGCAGUUAACCUUUACUACUACAUCACAUGCUUUUAUCCCCAUAGGUAUGGAGGACUGAGAGUGCCAAAAUGAAAUAUAUAAUUCAUUAAUUAAUUAAAUGUGUCAUGAAUUAAUUAAAUGUGCCAUUAAUUAAUUAAAUGUG